This is a messenger RNA of Stegodyphus dumicola, 2183 nucleotides long. RefSeq names its product aldehyde dehydrogenase 1A1-like. Lineage: Eukaryota; Metazoa; Arthropoda; Arachnida; Araneae; Eresidae. The record is from RefSeq and is a predicted model, not a curated record. Gene Ontology annotation, molecular function: oxidoreductase activity, acting on the aldehyde or oxo group of donors, NAD or NADP as acceptor.
AUAACAAUGUAAAACAUGGAUUAUAUUCAAAGUCAGCAGACAAACAAGAUCUUCAUUGACAAUGAGUGGCAUGAUUCUGUCAGUGGUAAAACUUUUCCAGCCAUUAACCCUUAUACUGGAAAAAAAAUUUGUGAUGUUCAAGAAGCUGAUAAAGCUGAUGUGGACAUAGCUGUCAAGGCUGCAAAAAAGGCCUUUAAGUUAGGUUCACCAUGGAGAACCAUGGAUGCUUCAGAAAGGGGACGACUUCUUUUCAGAUUUGCAGACCUCAUUGAAAGGGACAUUGAUUACAUUGCGAGUUUGGAAGUUUUAGACAAUGGUAAACCUUUCUCUGAAGCCAUGUUUGAUAUGGAAUACUCUAUAGCAACAUUGCGUUAUUAUGCUGGGUAUGCUGAUAAAUUCCAUGGAAAAACCAUUCCAUCUGAUGGAAAUGUUUUCUCUUACACUCGUCUUGAACCUAAAGGAGUUUGUGGGCAGAUAAUACCUUGGAAUUAUCCUGUUGUGAUGUUGAGCUGGAAGUUGGGACCUGCACUUGCCACUGGAAAUACAGUAAUUGUAAAGCCAGCUGAACAGACUCCUUUAACUGCUCUAUACUGUGCAAGCUUAAUUAAAGAGGCAGGAUUUCCUCCUGGUGUUGUAAAUAUUCUUCCAGGAUUUGGACCUACUGCUGGUGCAGCAAUUGCUGCUCAUCCAGAAAUUGACAAAGUUGCUUUUACUGGAUCAACUGAGGUUGGGAAGUUAAUACUUGAAGCCGCUGGAGUUUCCAACUGCAAAAGAGUUACUUUAGAAAUGGGUGGCAAAAGUCCUCUUGUUGUCUUUGAUGAUGCAGAUGUUGAUGAAGCAGUGGAAAUUGCAUAUGCUGCUGUCUUUUCUAAUAUGGGUCAGUGCUGCUGUGCAGGCACACGAACUUAUGUUCAAGAAGGUAUUUAUGAUGAAUUUGUGGCAAAAAGUGCAGAACGUGCACAGAAGAGAGUCCUUGGAGAUCCUUUUGAUGAAGCUACAGAUCAUGGACCACAGAUUGAUAAUGAACAGCUGAAAAAAAUCCUCAGUUUAAUUGAAUCUGGUGUGAAACAAGGAGCAAAACUAGUUUGUGGUGGCAAACAGAUUGGAAACAAAGGAUAUUUUGUAGCACCUACUGUGUUUGCUGAUGUUAAGGACAACAUGUCAAUAGCAAGAGAAGAAAUAUUUGGACCUGUGCAACAAAUAUUGAAGUUCAAAACUCUUGAGGAAGUCAUCGAAAGAGCCAAUGAUACAAUGUAUGGGCUCGGCUCUGGUGUAAUCACAAAGAAUAUCGACACAGCUAUAACAUUUGCACAGGCUGUUCAAGCAGGAUCUGUUUGGGUUAAUUGUUAUGAUGCUACAACCCCUCAGACUCCAUUUGGUGGAUUCAAGAUGUCAGGACAAGGAAGAGAGCUAGGUGAGGAUGGAUUACAUGAAUAUCUUGAAGUAAAAACAGUUACCAUCAAAAUCCCACAGAAAAAUUCUUAAUGUUCUGGAAUCCAUAUAUGUAAAGGAUGUUAAUUCAGAUUAUGUAUUUUUCUAUGAAUCAGACCUGAUUAUAUAUAUAUGUUCAUAAUAAAUUUAGAAAUUUUCUGUCAAAAUGUGUAAUAAAUCAUAUAAACUAUACAUUAUAUUAUGUAAAGGAUGUUAAUUCAGAUUAUGUAUUUUUCUAUGAAUCAGAUCUGAUUAUAUAUAUAUGUUCAUAAUAAAUUUAGAAAUUUUCAGUCAAAACGUGUAAUAAAUCAUAUGAACUCUACAUUAUCUUGUAUCUAGCAACAAAUUCAGGAGUCAAUAUUAAGACCAUUAGUUAUUUAAAAAAGUAUCAUUUUUAAUGUUUUCUGAUUGACAGCACAUUUAAACACCUAUGUAGUAUGCAUGUUUAUGUCAAUUUUUAAAUAGUCUUUUAUUAUUAAAACAUUUAUUUUUAAUUUUUCUUAUUCUAUUAUGUAGAUUUUUUUAUUACUGUUGUAUUAAUACUCAUGUAUUAUUUUGAAGUUUAUUUUAUUUUUUCCCCCAUGGAGUAUAUCAAGUCAUGAUCAUAUGGUUAAAAGAACGAUAUACAAAUAAGAUUAAGGUUAACCAGUUUGUUUAUCUGUUCAGAUUUCAUUAUUUUUACUUUUGCUGUAGCCAGAGCUGUUUCAGUUCAUUUUGUAGUUGUAAUAAAUUGUUGUUUUGUCCCCUCCCCA